AUUUGUCGUUUCCCCCAAAUUUCCUUAUCAAAACAUCCCAAAAAAAAAGUGUUUGUGUUUUUAUUUUUGUCCCAUAGAAUGACCAUAAGAAGAUAAGAGCUUUAUUAUCGUUUUAUUAAGUAAUUAUUUACAAAAAAGUUAUUACUGCCGAGAUGUCCGUAGCGGGUGCGUUUUCCCUGGCAUUAUUAUCAAAAAUGGUCUUUUCUUUGUGGACUUUCCUUUGAUGUACAGAAAAUUUCCAUAUUGUUAUCCAUAUUUUACAUAUACAAUUAAAAUUAUUUUUCUAGUAUUCUGAACUUUUAGCAAAAUGUUUGUGAAACCCGAAGAAGUUCUUAUCGCUAAUGCAUUCUGGGAGACUGAGGAAACUUCCUUAUAUUUUGUCUUGCAACACAGGAAAGGACAUGGGUUAGUUAAAGGAUUUUCUUCACUUUUGGUCGGUACCAUAGACAGUAUUUUAGAUACUAAACCACCUCCCUAUAGGAUUUUACAUCAGACACCCAAUUCUGAGGUUUACUUGUUGGUGGCUUGUGCGAUGACGAAACAUGAAAUCCUUAAAGAUUGGGAAUGGCUAUUCUCCAAUGUAUGUGCAACUUUGCAUUCUUUCGAGAGUGAAGAUGAUAUUACCGAUUUUGUGAAUUGCAAAAUUGAAUCAGUAAUUGCAGCAUGCCAAGAGGUGGAAAUAGAAGAUGAGGAUUCAAAAUCAUUCAAAUUAACUUCAGAAAAAUUCCAGAGGCUAUUUGGCUUACCAAAGGAUGAAAAAUUAGUGAAUUAUUAUUCCUGUAGUUACUGGAAGGGAAGAUUGCCAAGGCAAGGCUGGAUGUAUCUAUCUAUAAAUUAUUGCUGUUUUCAUGCAUUUAUUUUGGGUAUGGAUACCAAAGUGUGUAUAAGGUGGUCAGAAGUUACCGAAUUAAGCAAGAAGAACAGCUUAGUUUUUCCAGAUGCGAUAAAAAUAGCUACAAGGGAAAAGGAGUAUUACUUUAGUAUGUUUCUAACUAAAAAUGAAACAUACAGUCUUAUGGAACAAUUGGUGGACUUAGCGGUCAAAAGGUUAAUAGAUGAUAAAAAAGGUUUUAGAGAAGAUAAGGAACUUUUGAAUAAAUUGAGUAAGAAUGUUCCUAAAAAAGCGUCUUUUCUUAAACGUGAUCUAGAUGCUAGGGCACAGUCUGAAGCAUACAGAAUGAUGUUUAGGCUACCAUCAAGUGAAAAACUGGAUGGUUCCAUCGAUUGUACGUUGAUGACCCCUUACAAUAGGAAACAUGUUGCUGGUAGAUUAUUCUUGUCCCAAAAUUAUAUAUGUUUUGAAAGUAGGGUAAAAGCACAAGUAAGUGUGGUUAUUCCUUUGAGAGAUGUGAUAGUUGCUGAAAAAAUAGAAACAAAUUCAUCAAAUCAGGCUUUGGAUAAGGCUAUUAUAGUUACUACAGGAAAUUCUUUGAGUAGGACCAACUUUAUUUUUGCACAAAUUUUGGAUCGUGACUUUGUUGUCGAAAAACUGUCGGAGCUAUUGGCCAGAACUCAGGAAUUGCAAGUGUUUAAAUCUGACAAAUCAGAAGCGAGACUUGUAAGCGAUGACGAAAUAUGGAAACCCCAAAAAUCUCUUAUGGGGAUGUUUCCUUUAAGCCCUAUUCCAGAAGUAAAUAGAAGGCAGCAGCAGAAAGCGAAAGAAUGGGAGGAACAUUUCAAUACCUAUGGUAGAGGCGUCUCUAUGUACAGAACCACCGAAGUAGCAAAAUUGGUAUUGGAGGGUAUUCCUGAUCAUCUCAGAAUGGAAAUAUGGAUGUCGUUUUCAGGGGCUUUAAAUGUCAAGGCCUCACAUCCUGGUUAUUAUCGUUCUCUAGUAGAUAGAGCGCUGAGACAGCAAUCAACAGCGAAUGACGAAAUAGAAAGAGACUUACAUAGAUCUCUCCCAGAACAUCCAGCAUUUCAAAAUGAAAUUGGGAUAGAUGCCUUAAGAAGAGUUUUAUGUGCUUAUGCACUCCAUAACCCCAGCAUUGGAUAUUGUCAGGCUAUGAAUAUAGUUGCAUCGGUAGUUCUCAUAUAUUGCAAUGAAGAAGAAGCGUUUUGGUUAUUGGCCACAUUAUGUGAGAAUUUGUUGCCAGAUUAUUAUAACCAGAGAGUAGUUGGGGCUGUUGUAGACCAAGGCAUUUUAGAUGAGUUAACUUUAGAAUAUUUGCCUAGUUUACAUGAUAAAUUACUCCAAUUAGGCAUGAUGAAUAUGAUUUCAUUAUCAUGGUUCCUAACUAUAUUCCUUUGUGUGAUGCCUUAUGAAUCUGCUGUUAACGUUAUGGACUGUUUUUUCUAUGAUGGUGCUAAAGUAAUUUUUCAAGUCGCCCUGAUGUUGUUGGACUGGAAUCAAGCGAAGUUGCAACAAUGUAAAGAUGAAGGUGAAGCCAUGCAACUUCUGUCAGAGUUUUUAAUGGGCAUCUUCAACGAUCAAGGGCGAGGUGCUAUUAGGAAUAAGAGUUAUGAUGAACAGAAACGGACAGUUUCGAUACAAGUCUUAGUAUAUGAAGCGUAUAGAAAAUAUGGAUUUUUAACGACAGGUCAAAUAGAGAGAUUAAGGCUGAAGCAUCGAUUACGAGUCGUGCAAGAUCUUGAGGAUACUUGCGAAAGAAACGUUUUGAGAUGCGUCUUGGGUGAUGGUUAUUUCACCAAAUCAGAGCUACAAGAUUUAUUGGGUCUAGUUAGGGAAGAGAUUAUAUGUCAAAAGAAACACAUUCCGGAUAAACAUGAUCCCACCUUGCAACCUUAUGAAGCAUACAAAGUGGAUUUUGAUUAUUUCAAGAUUUUAUUUGCCGCUUUGUCGCCCUGGGGUAAAGGAGAAACCGCUGAGUCAUUAGCUGCUAGAAUAUUUAACCUUAUGGACUGUAAUUGUGAUGGGUACCUAAAUUUCCGUGAAUUAGCUGCCGCCUUGGGCCUCACCUCUACAGCAGAGGCCUCUCAAAGACUGAAACUUCUGUACACCAUACAUCUGCCUCCUUUACUGAACAUGUCUGACAUCGAAUCGCCUGUUAAGCACGAAUCAGGAGCAGAAAUAGCGUCAGAAGCUACCGACUUUUUCAACAGCGUAGAGAAGAGCAUGGAUCAUUUGGGAAUGUUGGAUGAUCUUUCACCAGUCACACCUCAGAGCAGUAGUGGGUUCCAAUGGCAAAAAAGGACCAAUUCUCAGUCAUCGAUGGAAAAUUCUAUCAGCAGUCAAACGAGCAAUGCGGAUAUAGCCAAAGAUUGGGAGAGUAAAAGUUUGAUGCAUCUACGAAACCUUGUGCAGUCGAAAGACAGCAAAUUUAAUCUGAAAACCGUCCCGAAAAUGUCUCAACCCCAUUUUAUAACGCUGUGGAAAAAUGUCUACGAUAUUUUCCAAACUGAACCUGAGGAUUUGGAAACCUACCACGCGAUAGCUGAUGUAGGAACACUGCUACUAGAACUAGGAGACGUGGGCAAACAAUUUUUUGUUAAUAGAGAUGAAAGUGAGGAUAGUUUAGCCUCAGCAGCAGCUGCUGCUUGUGUAACGUCAUCUGUCCCAGAUGGGGAAGAGACUCCAGACAAAAACGGCAAUCCUUCUACGCCAAAAACAGAAAUCCAAUGGUACAUCACAGUUCAACAGUUCCUGGCUUCGAUUCUGAACGCUCAACCUCUAGUCGACUUGUUCUCUAAACGUCCUUCAUUGAGCGAGAACAUUAGGCUUUUGAAAGGUCGCAAAAUUAAUCGUUACAGUUCUUUUGUUGAAAUACCUGCUACUGUUCAAAUUUAAAUUUUCUAAUUAAUAUAUUGGGUAAAAACACCCAAUAAAAUUGUCAUUUCAAGUAAUGUUAUAUUUUAUUCUUGUUUCAAAUAAUAAAAAAAAAACUAAAAAAUAAUUUGUGCGAAAUCUUUCUGUUUAAUUAUUUACACUGGUUGAAUUUCUUAGGAAGGCACUUCUCAUUUUUUAAAUUAUUGGCACUGCAGUUAAUUUAUAAUUGGCACGAGUUUAAUUUGUUAGCACCUUGGAAAUUAUUGCCCUCAUCAUUCAAAAGAACUGAACAAUAAUUGGUUGAUCCAGGAAGUUUUUUUUUUUCUCAAAGAUAAAUAGAAAUAAGUCUCUAGUCAGUCAGCUAUCCAUAUAAAAUAUCAAAAAUUACAUAUUCAAAUAAAAAUAAAUGCUUGUAUGUUCAUGUGCAAAAUACUUUAUUACUGCAGUGCAACAUGCCCCUUUCUAAAUUAUUUCAUUAUAAUUAUCUAUAGAGAUUCAAUGGCAAGAGAAGAAAGGUAAGCUCAGUGAAGUACAUAUAAACAAUUAUAAUAUUAUUUCUCGCCUUUUAUUUCAUCAUUAAAAUUAUGUAAAUAUGUAAAGUUCUUGCACACCCAAUUGAAAAAAUAUUAGGCUGUAACAGGUGACGGGCUGGCAAAUUGAUUGGAAGAAAUAUUCAUGCUAUUUCUUGAAUUGAAAUUACAAAAAAAAAAAAUAAUGAAAACUGAAGCAGCAAACAAAAAACUUGAGCAAAAUUAAAAUUAAAAGCAUCACCAAAUGAUUUGGCCUCGAGCAACCUGACUGCACAGUGCAGUGAUUCUUCGUAAAUUCCGAAAUAAAAUGCUCAGAUUAUCUAUCUCACAGAUGGCCAGUCAUUUCUGAAAGUUACUUGCUUUGAGUGAUCCAUAUUAUCCAUUUGAUCAGCAAGAGUUUUUCUAUAGUCAAAUAAAUAAACCUGGUCUCUAAUUAAGCUGUUAUUAGUCGAAUUGGGUUUGCAAGAACUUUAAAACUUAGGGUUUUUUCUAUGAAGACGAUAAAAAUAUAAUUCAGUCUAGAGAAAAACGUUUAUUGGGCAAGAUGUUUUGACAACAAAAAAUAUAUUUUUGUAAUGAUAAAGAUAAACAUUGUGCAAUAUUAGCCUGAUUAUUAAUUAAUUGAGAUUAAGUUUUUAUGUUAGUAUGAUGAAAAAAUCAUUUCAAGGAGUUUGUUAAUAUAUUGGACUUGGAUUUUGAUUGAAUUCUCUCAUUGUUGAGAUUUGCGAGUUUGAGAGGUAAAUUUUGCAAAAUAUAUUGGUGUGGUGAAUAUGUCUGGGUAAUACCAAAGAUUAGGAUAUAGUAAUCCAUUAAUAAUUUAUAUAAUUUUCUAGUCGUUUAGGACACAAUAUUUACUUGGUGCUCUAUAUGUCUUGUAACAAAAAUCAGAAACGAUUGGUAUAGACAAUAAUAACAUGAUAUCUCGAUAUUAGCCCCUUGGCAAACCAAAUAAAACAGCCCCAUCUUGCUUGCUCAGCUCAUGCGUUGAAUGAAUCUAGGAGACACAGCUCAGCUCUUUGAUGCUGAUUUGUCUCCAAAUAAAAAUGUUUCCCGGAAGCAACAUGAUGCAGUUUUAUGAAAAAAAUAAGUGGGCGAAUUGGGUAUAAUUUAUAUAUCUGAUCAAUGGACUGUUUCACUAGAAUUUAACUACGUAAUUUAAGUGUAAAAUCCUUAAGCCAGGGACUAUUUUAGGCAUAUAUACCAAAAAAAAAAAAGAUCUACAAUGUUAAAUAAGUUCUUUCCAGGCACUUCAAAACUGGCCAAAUUCAAAACGAUUAAAACGCGUCAACUGAUGACGCCAUACGAACAAUUUUCGUUUGCGAGCAGCUGACCGGCUCGGCUGUGUUGCUGUCUAAUAAAAGGUUCGAAUGCGCUGUUGUCGGUUGUGACUAAAUAUAGUCCGACGUAAAAAAAAAAAAAAAGAUAAAUAUAAAAAAUAAAUUUAAAUUGUGUUAAAGCAUAAUUAAAAAAAAAAAAAAAAUAUUAAAUCUUGAAUCCAUAAUUAAUUAAUUUAACUAUUUUUCAUGGUAUUUUGCCAACAUUUUUUAUCUAUUACAAAUUUUGCUUUAUCCAAUUAUGCCAAUUUCAAAAAUUAGUGAAACAGCCCAUUAUAAUAAACUUCCAACUGCUUGGAAGAAACUACUUCGAUCCCAACAUUGAAGGACUCGUGAUCACAAUAUGGAGAAGUGAGUAGUGACCUGAAAUUUUGAUUAUAUGAUUAGAAUAAUAGCAUGGUAAAUGUGGAUUUACCAUUGAUAGUCUUGAGAACCGACAAAGUAUUCGAUUUUCUCGUAGAAUGUGGUUUAACUCAUCAUCCAAUACAGGAAUUUCAAAAACGGGGUAACAGUUCGAUUAAACCGUCGGUCAUUAAAACCAUUGAAUUGACUGUAGACGGGCUUCCUUGGAAGAAUUUGGACGUUGGGACCUCAAGCUUACGGAUAAAUUCCAGGGUAGCCUGCCAAAUCUUUUAUUGAGGAAAAUCUUACCAUAUUUCAUCAAUACAUAAUCAUUAUAUUUCUGGUACAAGACACGGUGAAUUUAUUUAACGACUUCUCAAUAAAUUAUAAACUCAAAUAUGUAAUAUUUGCACACCAAAUUUUGCAACAAUCUACAGGCAUCAAAAUCCCUGCGAGGAAAUUAGUUUAUUCAUCAUAUUCCUUCAUUUUUAAAUAUGUUAUUUUAAGAAAUGAUUUUUGUACCAUUCCAAUUCUAAUAUUAGUUAAUUGUUUGAAUAAAUAUAUUGAAUAAAGAAAAUAUUGUUGCCAUUUUAAGAUGAUUUUUAACAUAACUUGAAUUAAGCUUUGAAAUAUACUUAUUUAUGUUAGAAAACUUUUUGUUUCAAUUAAUUACUUACCAAAAACCUAGAAACUAUCCUUAAAAUAAUACAAAAAAUUUAUUUAAAUUAUUACUAAAUUUAAUUUCAAAAAAAAAACUUUUAAAAUUAAAAAAAUAAAUAGUUCAAGAGGACAUACAUAUACAAACAGUAAAAUUGAUAAAACUAUAUACAAGGUGUAUAAAUAUAGACUAAUAAAAAAAAUUGGCAGCAAUCAACAACAAUUAUUCAGCUUCAAUUAUUGCUAAAAUAAAAUAUUAAAAAUAGCACUUAAAAUUACAAAAAUAAAUAUUCUCAAGACAUAUAAUAUGUACAUUUCAAAAUAAGAGGAGUGAAAUUGUAAAAAUAAAGAGAAUGUGUAUAAAUAUAUCUUUUUUUAAAUUAUUUGAGCAAUUACAAAACAAUUUUUACAACCCUCAUAAUAACAUAAAAUACAGUGUCUUGUUUUGUACAAGGUCUGUUCCUUAAAAAGAAACAAGCCCUGUACAAUCAAAUAAUUUUUAUGUAUUGUUUCAAGAUAAAAUAGGUUCAAUAUCUAUGUAGCAAAUUUAUUUGAACUGCAUAUUGGUAAAUUAAAUAUUGAAAAAAUAGCUCCUUUAAAAUUACAAAAAUAAAUACCUAGAAAAAAAAAUCCCUACACAAAAAGUAAAAACAGUAAAAUUCAUAAAAUUAUAUACCUACAGUGUGUAUUGUGUAUUGAAUACAUAUAAGUACCUAAUAAAAAAAUUGGCAGCAAUUAAAAAUAUAACGAUUAUUACGCUUAGGUAAAUUAUCGCUAAAAUAUCUAUUGAAAAUAUCAAUUAAAAUUACAAAAAUAAAUAAUUUAAAAAAAAAGACAAACAUUUUAAAAUGAAGAGAGUAAAAUUGUAAAAAUAUACAUACCUAUAUGAAUAAUGUGUAUAAAUAUAAAAUAUUUUUUGCAGAAAAUUAUGUGAGCAAUUACAAAACAAUUGGGUCCAAUUAACUUUUAACUGCCAUAAUACCAUAAAAUAUCAUUUGGUUUAAUAAUUAUUAUAUCAAUUAAUUUGUAUUUAUUGUUUCAAGAUAAAAUAGCUUAUAAUAUUAUCUAUAUGAAGCAAAUAUAAAAUAGUGUGACAAACUACAGUUGAAACUCAAAAAAACUAUAAGACAAUUAUUAAGAGAGAGACUCUUAAGAGUUCGUUAGUUACUUUCCAUUUCAUAGUCAAACAAUGAUAAUAAUUAUAGAUGCUGUUUCCCUGUUUAUAAAUAUUUUACCAAUUUCAAGGGAGACACAUCACCUGGUUUUGAAUAUCAACAGAAUCGCUGUUAUGCCAGAAUAUGAUAUUUAAUUAACUAGUCGUAACAAAAUAAUCGUUUUUAAAUAUAAUAAUUAGGUGAGACUGAUUUAGCCUAUAGAUACUUGAUGGAAACCUAUUACAAAUUUUGGAGGGAAACAAGAAAGUUUCUAAUUUUUUAUUUUUUUUUUUGAUGCUGACAUCCAAUAAAAUAGUUGAAAUCUAAAAACUUUCAAUUUCCUUUGAAAAAUUCAUAAUUUGGCAUAAGAAUUUGCUUAUAACUGAACAUUUGACCAAAAAAUUUUUAUGAAAAAAGCCCUCUAUAUCAAAAAUGAAUAGAACGUAACAAAAGAAAACUGAAGGGAAUGACCUGAAAAAUUAUUGUAUGUAUAAUUGAAUUAGGAGUUACCUAUAAUGUAAAACAGGUUCAGUGUCACUAACCUUACUUAAACUCGAUAAACCAGGAUAAAAAAUAAAAUAUAUAGUUUAAAGUUAUUAGAAGGACUCCUGAACUUUUAACGGUCAGUGUAAUUUGAAAAAGCUCAGCUCAACCUCAGUGUUGAUCGGACAACUCCAAAGCUAUUUCGAUAUUGAAAUAUUUACAAGGCUCAAAUGAUGAGUAUGCAGGCUAUAGUUACAAAACUUAUGUUAAACAAUACAACACCACCUCUACUCCUGUUUUCUUAUUGAUGGUUAACCCAGGGAAAGGAUAUUUGGUGCUUUUAUGUUCGAAUUUUACGUUAUUUUGACAGUUACAACACUGACACGCGUGAGAUAUAUGUAAUAUUAAAUGUCCUUUGUGAUAAAUGGUUCAUUUUAGAUCUGUUGCAAGUGACCCAAUAGCACAAACUUACAAUAUCAGUGGUUAAAGUAAUUUCAUGAGUUCACUUAGAAAUAUGCAUCUAAAAAAUAAAUAAAAAUAAUAACAAUAGAAAAUUAUGCUUAACUAAGCUUCCACAUUUGCUUGUUUACUUUUGUCUGCCCUAUCUUUGAAAAAACCUUUUUCCGUCUUACAUUCCCUAAUUGUGACACUUUUUGAAUUGACACUUACAUCAGUGAUAAAUACUUGAUUUGCCACUGGAUUCCUUGCCAACCAAUACUCAGAACCAGGACUGGUGAAUUCUUCAUACUCAUUUUCGUCAUUGUAGGUAUUCCGAGAUUGUUUAGGUUGCUUCUUUUCUGGUUUAAUCUGAAAGUUGGUCAUAUUAUGUAUGUUUUAUUAAGAGGCUAAUAUCAGCAGACAACUAGAUGGCGCCAUAUCCAUUUACGACUAGAAAUAUGAAAUUUGUGUAAAGCUCUAACCUCCAUUUUUUCUGGUCGUUUUUCGGUCUCAGCGGGAGAAGCUGCCUCUUCUGUUGAUACGUGUGGCAAUGCAGCAUCUGUGAUUGUCUUGUUAUCUGACGAUUGUGUUUUCUCCUAAAGGAAAAAUUAUAAUGAAAGCUCAAAAUAUCUGUUCGGGUUGAACUGGUUAAAAGUUAAUUUUUUUCACAGAAACAAGUGUUGAACAUGAUAAAUUUCUUCUACAAUUGUUAGAAAGAUUUUUUUUCAGGUAAUGACCAACGUGAAUACAGGAACACAACGCUCCCUGUUUGGGAAUCGACCCACUGAGCAGUGCAGACUUCCCGUGCCAAUCCUUGACGCGUUUCGUCCUUGUUAGGACUCAUCAGAAGGACAUAGGCUGAAGCUCCCUGUCCAAGCAAAAUUGAACUUCGUUGACC
Ceutorhynchus assimilis (cabbage seed weevil) is the source of this 9563-nucleotide messenger RNA. Lineage: Eukaryota; Metazoa; Arthropoda; Insecta; Coleoptera; Curculionidae. The record is from the annotation of a GenBank genome assembly.